UUAAGCUUUAUGAAAACACCAGUUCAUAUGGUUUCUUUAGAGACGAUUGAAAAGAAAAACCGACAAACACCAUGAAAUACAAUGAGAUUUCCCAUUUCAGCCACCCCCAACACAUUCUAAAAUUUGAGUACACUGAAGUUCCAUUCAAGUGUGAUGGGUGCAAAGAAGUUGGCAUAGGCUCACGUUAUCGAUGCUCCUUCUGCGAUUUUGAUCUCCACAUGCACUGCUCUAUGCCGUCUAUUUCGAUUUCUCACCCUUUCUACACAAAAUGUUCAUUUCAGUUCCUCUCGAGGCCCCCUGGUGACACUCCUCGCUACUGCAACGCCUGUGAAAAGUAUGUUACCGGCUUUGUUUACCAUUGCGAAUCGUGUGGAUUCGAUCUACAUCCAUGCUGUGCAAAGCUACCAAUGGUGUUAGAUGAUGGAGAAGUGAAACUGUAUCUGUAUAGGAAGGUGAGUUCACCGUGUCAUCGAUGUGGUCGAAAAGGGAGGAGCUGGAGUUACCGAUCGGAUUGCAAAAAAUACAACUUGCAUGUGGCAUGUGUUAGGGAAAUGUUGGUGGAGAAUUGGCAUGAAUUGUACUUCGGAGAUGGUGGUAAAUCGCUGAAUCGAAUUCCGAGCUUGAAGAACACACUUGAAACCAGUCAUAAAAGGAGUAAAGGUAAGGUUAAGAAGUGUUGUGAAAUGGCUGCUUUGGCUUUGCAAUUUGUUAUCUCAGCUGUGCUUGGUGAUCCAACCGCUCUCAUUGCUGGGGUUAUUGCUACUUUUAUGUCUAGAGCUUGAAAAUGUCGUCCCGUUGAUGCUGUU
Molecule: messenger RNA, 806 nt
Organism: Hibiscus syriacus
Lineage: Eukaryota; Viridiplantae; Streptophyta; Magnoliopsida; Malvales; Malvaceae
Exons: 1
Coding region: 72-782 (236 amino acids)
Source: RefSeq, a predicted model, not a curated record